AUGUUGUCUGUCAACGAGCCUCUCGAAUCUCCUCGAAUCGGUCACCAGCGAGCAUCGUCUCUACUAGUUGCCAUGGACACCGUCUGGCUCAAGCGUCGCGACGGGCACACUAUAUGGCUCAUAUCCAGUAUAAUGGCUUUUAGCUCCAUUGCCCGCGCUCUCCAGAAUACCUCCAGGGUGUAUCUUUACGAACAGUCGCGUUGUCGUAUUCAAUAUCUCGAUCAUGACCCAGCACUCCUCUCGACGACCGGGUCCUUAUCCGUUCCCGAAGCUCUAUGCAAGACGGAAGAGAUUCAAUCCACAGUCGCAUCUUUCGUUGGUGCUGACUUCUUCGUCUCGGCCCUCCCCGGUAUCUUCGUCCUAGCUGCCUAUCAGAAGCUCCUCCCCGUUGUCGGUUUCAGACCACUCCUGUUUCUCAAUGCUUUGGCUACUGCGAUUUCACUAUCGCUCUAUACCAUAUCUUUCUACUUUCAAAAACGCUGGGAUGCCUACGGUGCUUUGGCAGCGACCUUCAUCGACGGGAUCGGAGGCGGUGAUGCAGUUCUUUCGACUCUACUGUAUUCCGUGAUCGCCGAAACAUGCGAUGAGAGCAACUUGAGCAUCUCCAAUUACUAUCAAACUGCAAUUUGGAAUGUUUCUAAGAUGGCGGGAACUGUAAUCGGGUCUGCUUUACUCCGCAGUCACGUUUGGGUCCUUAACUCUUGUUCUAUCCUUGGAUUCCUGAUAACUGCAGCCCAUUACUUUCUUCUAACAUCCCAAAUCGGGGUGGGAGAGGAGGAUGGAACGUCUACGGAACCACUAUUGCCCCGACCAAAGGCCUCUGCUGCGAUGCAGCCAAUCUCGGAGAUUGCCUUUAUGAUCAUACGUUCCUCGGUCCGGGAGACUUUCACAGUACUUUUCUCGCUUUUCCGAAUGACACACAUUCCAAAAAUGUGUCUGAUAUUCUUCAUUUUGCACGCCAAUGCGUGGAAGAUUCGAGAACUUUUCCCCCAGUUCACCUCUACGACGCUUUCCUGGGACCUUUCUACGACCAAUCAAUGGCUGGCCCUAUUAGACUUGAUCGGCUGGGUCGUGCUCAUGUGUCUACCACCACUUCGAAGGUAUGUGUUGUCGCACUUCUAUUCGCACACCGCGCAAGACAUACUCAUAAUCCGGGCAUGCGUCUUGGACGAACUUCUCGCCUGCUUUGCCAUGGGGUUCUCCAUAGCUCCCGUCUACUUGAUUGGAAUGUGCAGCUUUGCGAUGGCGCAUGGGAGCAUGGACUCUUUGAGGUCAUUUGGCGCACAGCAUCUGGGCAUCGGUGAGACCGUGCCUCAAUUUUACACUAGGGUCGCGUUCAUUCUGUCGCUUGCCCGGCUCAUCGGACCAGCGGCAUGGUCCUUUGCAUAUAGCCUGAUCCUGAAAUCCAGCUUUUUACCCCCUGGGGCUAUCUUCUGGGGCGCUGCAGGGUUGUGGACGUUCAUUGCAGUGAUUACUAUGACUCUCAAAGCCAAAUCAUAG
Molecule: messenger RNA, 1500 nt
Organism: Pseudovirgaria hyperparasitica
Lineage: Eukaryota; Fungi; Ascomycota; Dothideomycetes; Acrospermales; Acrospermaceae
Exons: 5
Coding region: 1-1500 (499 amino acids)
Biological process (GO): transmembrane transport
Cellular component (GO): membrane
Molecular function (GO): transmembrane transporter activity
Source: RefSeq, a predicted model, not a curated record